UCUAUUUAUCAUUUAAGCAUAUUCCUCUUGUUUUCCUUUGCGACACGGCUUGUGGGUUUGUCAGGCACUUAGAGUGCCGGGUCAGUAAAGAAAUGACCGAACAGCUAUGGAAAGAUAACAGAGGGUGUUUUGAGGUACCAUCGUUGGAUAAACCACCAUCAAAGGAAAUGAGUGUCCCUAUGCUGACAACAGCAGAAUACAGAAAAAGCGACAGUGAUAUGAUACAGGUGGAGGAUGGUAGCAUGAUUCAUCCAUUGACAGGCACAUCCAGGAGAUAUGUUUUAGGUGACAGAUUUCACACAGCAAGCAAUCCUCACAAGUCACCCCUUUGUGAAUAUCACAACAUAAAUCUUUUGUCUCAGUCGAACACGAUAAAAACAAGCUAUCAAGAGUCCGAAAACAACCGAAAGAAUGUGCGACGGUUACGAAGCUCGACGAUGCAAAAUUUCUCCACGCACUAUUUUUAUAACUUUUUGAUGGAUUUCUAUCAAAAUGAGGAAAUAGUAAAAAAGCAACACGACGUAGCUUCGAGACAGCUAAAACCUGGGCAGAUGUUAUGCAGGAAUUCAUAUAUGCAAUUUGUGAUAAAAGAUGGUGAAAAAUAAGCAUUACGGUUAUUACUCAUCGCGCGCUUGUUGUUUACGUUGGGUAGGUGGAGCUCAUCAGUCUUGGAAGACAGUCCACCUAGGAGAAGGAAAACUCUGAUUUAAAACCCCCGGACUCGUGCAAUGAAUGGGUCAGGCUGUCCAUGUCGGAUUCAUUGAUGCUGCUAAUAAUUAUUGCAAUACUUAAUGUUUCCUAGGCAUGCUGACGAGCCCUGAGAUAGAGCGAAACAGCCAUUAUACACGUAUUGUUAUACGUAGUAUUAUUUAUUGGAUCUAGUUUUCAUAACUUUUCAUAUCUUUAGCAAGCAACUGGACGGUUUAUUCGUUCUUUAAUGUUUUCAAUUAAAUUAUUUUCUAGAUUUCUGUUUGCAGAAGUCGCACAGCCUAUAAUGAAAAAAACAACUUGUUUGAACGUCAAUCAUAUUUAUAGGACGUUGAAGUAUUAACAUUACUGUAAAUGUAUUGACUUACCACUUUCCUUUAGGUACUCUUUCAAUUCCUAGGCACUCCUGAUGGUAGUAGCCUUUACCUGGACACUAUAGCUAUGGUUGAAAAAUAAACAGUUUUUGACCGACAUUCAGUUUUAAGGAAACUAUUAGUGGGAUACGAGUUGUAAUAUCGUUUAUUUUACAGAUAGUGGAAUGAACAUAGAAACCUCAACCAGACAACAUAAGAUUGCUUUUAUAAAUUUCUCGUACAUAAGGUUCUCGGACAAGAAACUCUCGGUACUGAGAAAAUAUAUGCGCGCUUAACUGUUUUACUGCAUUUGAGCACGAUGCAAAAUCGAAUCUAGUCUUUAUGUACUAUUUUAUACAUACGUUCUUUUUGUUUGUGGUUUCACAU
Dendronephthya gigantea is the source of this 1448-nucleotide messenger RNA. Its product is annotated as HMG domain-containing protein 3-like. Lineage: Eukaryota; Metazoa; Cnidaria; Anthozoa; Malacalcyonacea; Nephtheidae. The record is from RefSeq and is a predicted model, not a curated record. The transcript is spliced from 2 exons. The coding region runs from base 93 to 605 and encodes 170 amino acids.